This is a messenger RNA of Penaeus monodon (black tiger shrimp), 930 nucleotides long. RefSeq names its product trypsin-1-like. Lineage: Eukaryota; Metazoa; Arthropoda; Malacostraca; Decapoda; Penaeidae. Gene Ontology annotation, molecular function: serine-type endopeptidase activity. Gene Ontology annotation, biological process: proteolysis. The record is from RefSeq and is a predicted model, not a curated record. The transcript is spliced from 3 exons. The coding region runs from base 89 to 889 and encodes 266 amino acids.
AAUCCCACAGGGACGCGAUAAUCUGCCCUGGUACGGGCUGUCGGUAUAAAUUCACGUCGCGGCCUUCCCUUCGCACCAGUGACCGACCAUGAAGGCUGUAGUGCUGUGCCUGCUCCUCGCCGGGGCCCUCGCCGCCCCCUCCAGGAAGCCCACCUUCCGCCGCGGUCUGAACAAGAUCGUGGGAGGAACUGACGUCACUCCUGGUGAGCUUCCUUACCAGCUCAGCUUCCAGGACAUUUCCUUCGGCUUCGCCUUCCACUUCUGCGGCGCCUCCAUCUACAACGAGCAGUGGGCCAUCUGCGCCGGUCACUGUGUCCAGGGCGAGGACAUGAACAACCCCGAUUACCUUCAGGUUGUUGCUGGAGAGCACAACAGGGAUGUGGAUGAGGGCAACGAGCAGACCAUCAUCCUGUCCAAGAUCAUCCAACACGAGGACUACAACGGUUUCUCCAUCAGCAACGACAUCUCCCUGCUCAAGCUGUCUCAGCCUCUGACCUUCAACGACUACGUGGGCCCCAUUGCCCUUCCCGAAGCAGGUCAUGCUGCCUCUGGUGAAUGCAUCGUGUCCGGCUGGGGCGCUCUCUCUGAAGGAGGAAGCUCCCCCAGUGUCCUCCAGAAGGUGUCCGUUCCCAUCGUGUCUGACGCCGAAUGUCGCGAUGCUUAUGGCCAAAACGACGUUGAGGACUCCAUGAUCUGUGCCGGAGUGCCCGAGGGCGGCAAGGACUCGUGCCAGGGUGACUCUGGCGGCCCCAUGGUUUGCUCUGACACCGGCUCCCCCUACCUGGCCGGCAUCGUGUCCUGGGGCUACGGCUGUGCCCGUCCCAACUACCCUGGCGUCUACGCCGAAGUUGCUUACUUCGUUGACUGGGUCUUGGCUAAUGCUGUCUAAAUGAUCAUCAAAAUUACAUAAAGUAAAGAUUGAAAUUCAGA